CAGAGCCUGGAAGGUCCAGGGUUCGAAUCCCAGUGUGCGCAGAGGAGGCGCCAGGUGCCCUGACGACCCCAGUGAGGGGGAGAUUGUUGGUGGGGCACUGGGAUCGUCCUAGUUGAGUGUGGGAGGGCUACAGGUCCGUCCUGGGGGGUAAUGGUGGUCGGCACCGCCUUUGCUCUCAACCUCCUCUUUCACAUUCCCCUAUGGGCGGGUGUGCUUAUAACGGGAUGCAGCACCCUGCUGCUCCUGGCACUGGAGAGGUUCGGGGCGCGUCCCUUAGAAGCUCUGAUGGCGCUGCUGGUGCUGCUUAUAGCGGGGUGCUUUGUAGCGGAGAUGGUUAAGGCGCUACAGCCGUCGGAUGUGGGGGAGCUCUUCAAGGGCAUGGUGGUGCCUCAGUUGAAAGACCUGGGAGCAUUGGCUGUCGCCAUAUCCAUCCUCGGGGCAACCGUCAUGCCGCACAACCUCUUCCUUCACUCGGCCCUUGUUCUGAGCCGCAAGCACGCAGGCACCACUCGAGCUAUCAGGACCGCCACCCACUACUCCCUCUUGGAGCUCGCCCUCGCACUGUUCAUCAGUGUCAUCAUCAACGUGGCAAUCAUUGCUGUGGCCGGCACCGUCUGCAACAGUGCCAGUCUGCCGCCCGGCGCGGCUGAGGCGUGCGCCAACAUCAGCAUCAGCAACGCUUAUGUUCUUCUGAAGAGGGGAUGGGGGGUGUCAAGAGGGGAUGGGGGGUGUACAGGGGGAGGGGGGAGGGAAAGGGGGAGGGGGGAGGGAAAGGGGGAGGGGGGAGGGAAAGGGGGAGGGGGGAGGGAAAGGGGAGGGGGGAGGGAAAGGGGAGGGGGAGGGAAAGGGGGAGGGGGAGGGAAAGGGGGAGGGGGGAGGGAAAGGGGGAGGGGGGAGGGAAAGGGGGAGGGGGGAGGGAAAGGGGGAGGGGGAGGGAAAGGGGGAGGGGGGAGGGAAAGGGGGGGGGGAGGGAAAGGGGGAGGGGGGAGGGAAAGGGGGAGGGGGGAGGGAAAGGGGGAGGGGAGUGUAAAGGGGGAGGGGGGGGGGGGGGAACGGGCUUGGAUGUGUUAGGUGGCUGGGCGGGGACCCUGUUCGGAGUGGCGCUGCUGGCAUCAGGCCAAAGCAGCACGGUCACUGGGACGUACGCUGGGCAAUACGUGAUGCAGGGGUUCCUGGAGCUCCGUAUAAGCACGUGGCUUCGCAACUUCAUCACUCGCCUGGUUGCCAUCGUGCCAGCUCUGCUGGUGGCUCUUCUCUUCGGGGCCAAGGGCGCAAGCCUCCUCAUCAUCCUCUGCUCGAUUACUCUAUCAUUCGGUCUGCCAUUCGCUCUCAUCCCUCUCCUCAAGUUCACCAG
This is a messenger RNA of Closterium sp. NIES-67, 1354 nucleotides long. The record is from the annotation of a GenBank genome assembly. NCBI's taxonomy places the organism in Eukaryota, Viridiplantae, Streptophyta, Zygnematophyceae, Desmidiales, Closteriaceae.